AUUGUGUGACCAAAUAAUAUACAAUAGCCACACUUAUAUAUCUAAACUUUUAAUCAUCUCGUAAGGGUUCCCACCUCUUACCAUAUCUGUUCUUGGUUUCAAUUUGAGAAGAUCGACUUUGUGAAUCCCUUUUAUCUAUGAGAUUAACGUUAGUUCUUAAACGUGCAUGUGUAAUUUUCUGUUCCCUCCGUACCGGAGAUGAUCUAGGUUAAUUUCUGAAUUGUUCAAUUAGGAGAGUUUUAGAUCUGCAGAUUUGAGUUCAAGUGAAGCAGAUUUGAGGCUUGGUUCUAAUUGCAGGCCACGGGGAUUGGAAUUUCCUAUGAUCCCUCCUCAUAUUACGACCGGAAAAGCCUGGUGCAAGACGUUGCUGAUUCGUUUAGAACCGGAGCUGCAACGAACAACUGGAAUGAGUGACCAAAGCUAUUAUUACUGGUGUCGAAAUGACUGGAAUGAGUGAUAGAGUUUGUGUUGACCUUUGCAGCCUCAUGAAACCUGGUAUUCUCAGCCCAUCUGUUCUGGUUUUCUGAUAUUUUUUUCUUUAUAAAUUUGAUAUUUUUUAAUAAAUUCCUGAAAUAUUUAUUUGUAGGUUGGAUCUUUUGCUAGAGGAUUAUUUCUUGUUCACUCACAGUCAAACUACAUUGCUACUAGGCCUUUCGCAGUUAACACUUCCCGUCCAUGCCUAUAUGGCGAUUUCAGGAGAACCUUCAGUCGCCGAAAUUUGUCUAGUAGUGGUAUGCGAGGUAGCUCAGGCAGCUACUUAUGUUGUCGGCGAUGACAAUGGCUGGACGUUUAACGUCAAUGGCUGGGAAAAAGGCAAGAAUUUCAACGCAGGCGAAGUCCUUGUGUUUAAGUACGCAAAAGGAUCACAUAAUGUGGUGGCUUUGGACGAGGGAGGCUAUUGUGGAUGGGAUGUAUCCCCAUACGAUGCAAAGGUGUACACAAGUGGAAAUGACCAAAUUACCCUUGUGAAGGGUUCUAACAGCUUCAUUUGCAGUUUAUCUGAUCACUGUAAUAGUGGCAUGAGGCUUUUAAUCUCUGCAUCUUAAACAACAAGAUAAUAGUAUUUGACUUUGAGUUAUGGAAUAAUGUGUUUCUUGCCUAUUUAUUGUGUGUCUUGUUAUAGAUGUAUUAUUAUCAAUUGUUUACUCUAAGAUAAAACUAUCUAUGACAAGUUUUCGAUAUAGCAGUUGCUAUCACCAACACAAAAACACCUCGGUUUAACAUUCCUAUGUUAGUGAUGGAGAUUUAUGGCUGGUUAUCUGUGCUAUUCGCCAGAAUAACUGGAAAACUUACACUUAUUAGCCCUCCGGUACUUCCAUUUUCAUGUUUAUUUUACGAUAUUCCCCGCUUGCGGUGUGCAUAUAUAAUAUAUAUUAGUUAUUGUUUUA
This is a messenger RNA of Helianthus annuus (common sunflower), 1388 nucleotides long. Its product is annotated as basic blue protein-like. The transcript is spliced from 5 exons. Gene Ontology annotation, molecular function: electron transfer activity. The record is from RefSeq and is a predicted model, not a curated record. Lineage: Eukaryota; Viridiplantae; Streptophyta; Magnoliopsida; Asterales; Asteraceae. The coding region runs from base 684 to 1046 and encodes 120 amino acids. Gene Ontology annotation, cellular component: plasma membrane.